This is a messenger RNA of Betta splendens (Siamese fighting fish), 1658 nucleotides long. RefSeq names its product prostaglandin reductase 1-like. The transcript is spliced from 9 exons. Gene Ontology annotation, molecular function: 15-oxoprostaglandin 13-reductase [NAD(P)+] activity; 2-alkenal reductase [NAD(P)H] activity. Lineage: Eukaryota; Metazoa; Chordata; Actinopteri; Anabantiformes; Osphronemidae. Gene Ontology annotation, biological process: prostaglandin metabolic process. The record is from RefSeq and is a predicted model, not a curated record. Gene Ontology annotation, cellular component: cytoplasm. The coding region runs from base 158 to 1147 and encodes 329 amino acids.
AAAUUCCCUUUUAUUUAAUUAGAAAGGGCAACCAACACCUAAAUGAGUAUAUAAAUAUAAUUUUAAUGCGGUUUGAUUAACUUAAAGAAGACGAAAACAUAGUUAUCAGAAUUUCAGUGAGUUUUGACAUCGUUAGUUGAAAGAAAUAGAAAAAAUCAUGGUCCAAGCUCAGGUGUGGAACCUCGCAAAGCACUUUGAUGGAUUCCCAGAUGAUAGCAACUUUGAGCUAAAGGUGGAGGAACUUCCUGAACCAAGAGAUGGGGAGGUGCUUCUGGAGGCAGUAUUUCUAAGUGUUGACCCAUACAUGAGGCUGGUCAGUUGUUUCUCUUUAAAUGAAGGCGAUGUGAUGAUUGGAACUCAAGUGGCCAGGGUGAUCCAAAGCAACAACUCAGCUUUUCCCGUAGGAACACAUGUUGUUGCAUCUUGUGGAUGGAGAACCCACACAGUCUGCGAUGGGAAAGGCCUAACAACCCUCAUGGCUGACUGGCCCCAAAAUGUCCCAAUGUCACUGGCUUUGGGAGCCAUCGGCAUGCCAGGACUGACCGCUCUGUACGGCAUCGAGGAGGUCUUGGGGCUCCAGGAGGGCGACACUCUGCUGGUCAACGCUGCAGCGGGGGCCGUGGGCUCUGUGGUGGGCCAGAUCGCCAAAAUAAAGGGCUGCAAGGUGGUGGGUUCAGCAGGCUCCGAUGCAAAGGUGGCAUUUGUUAAAGAGCUGGGCUUUGAUGAGGCCUUCAACUACAAGACUGUAGGAUCCCUGGAGGAGGCUCUGAGGAAGGCUUCUCCAGAUGGAUACGACUGCUACUUUGACAAUGUGGGAGGCCCAUUUACAACCGCUGCCUUGCAACAAAUGAAGAACUUUGGGAGAAUAGCUGUGUGUGGAAGUAUUUCUAUGUACAAUGACUCCACACCUCAGACAGGCCCAUACCCCUAUCUGACUAUGAUCUUCAAGCAAAUUAAGAUGGAGGGCUUCAUGGAGACUAGAUGGGAGCACAAGAACCCUGAAUCCUUAAAAAGACUGAUGGGAUGGAUCAAUGAGGGCAAACUGCAGGGUCGGGAGCACAUUACAAAAGGUUUUGAAAACAUGCCAGCUGCCUUUAUAGGGGUCCUGAAGGGACAAAACAUUGGCAAGGCUAUUGUCUCAGUCUGACGUGGAACGAGAAGAAGGAAUUAAAAAUUUGAAAUAACAAUGAACACGUGACACAUACAUACCAGUUCACCUCAAAUGAAUUUAGGUCAUUUCUGCACUAGAAUAACCUAGAUGAGCCAAGCACUGAACCUGAAGUUGGCUUAGAACUGUGUCCUCCUUGUGACUGUGCUAGUUAGUCACCCAGUAGUCCAAAGGCUUCCUGGAGAAUAAGGUGAAAAACUUUGAGGUGAAGCAGUUAUGAUAGUUUGAAUCUCAGUCUGUGUCUACAGUUUUCUUUCUUUAUAAAAUUUGUAAUAAAGCAGCACAAUCAUGCAAGAACUAAAACAUUCGAACCAUAUAGAAACUCAACACAUUGUAAGUGAACAGCAGAGAUUAAAAUGCAUAGCUGGACACCUUAUCGUGAAUAUGAAAGUAACCCCUUCAGUUCACUAGACUGUAUUAACCUGUUUAUAUUGUUGGCAGCUGUUUAUCUUCUUUUAUAUGGUAAAUACAAUAAAGUCAAAGCCUCGUU